AUGGUUCUUGUGAUGAACGUCAGCGGGCGUCUUACUGAACUGCCGAACGGUGGGUUGAUAGAUGUCGAGGACGAAUAUGCGGAGGUUCGCUUCAGUACGAAUCCGUCGGUGCGGCGAAGGAAGAGAAUGCUGAAGAAUAAGGAAAUUUUGUGGCCGAAAGCAGCUGUUAUCUACAGAUUGGAAGAUUUAAUGUGGGAGUCCUUCCAUCACGAUUAUUUGAAAGUGUUUGAAGCCAUGGAAGACAUUAUGCGCGAAACCUGCGUUAGGUUCAAGGAGUGGAGUGGAGAACCAGACUUUGUUUUCGUCGAAUACAACUUGGGAUUAAGGUCAUCCAAUACAGCCGUCGGGAGAAAGAGAGGUCAGUCGUGGUUACGGAUAGGCCAACAAAAUUUCGUAAAAGAAGUAAUCCUACACGAGCUGGGACAUACUUUAGGACUGAGACACGAACACCAACGUCCAGACAGAGAUCACUACGUAGAUGUUUUAUGGCAGAACAUUGAAAGGGAACAACGGCCUCAAUUUGAACAACUGGACAAAAGUUCCGUGAACUUAUUUGGAGAGCCUUUUGACUUUGACUCUAUAAUGAUGUACCAUGAUUGCAGUUCAUCGGAUCCUGCUCGUCCGGCAAAGCUUCAGUCAAAGACGGGACGUAAUUUAAAACUUAAAGCAGGUGCUGGGAACUUAAACACAAAACUUAGCGCUGGUGACGUGAAACGAAUCCAAGACCUUUAUCGGUGUGAUGGAGCAUUCCAAAAACCGAGCUUCCCUGUAGAUAUCGUUUGUUCAUUUGACAAAGAUAACUGCAACUUCAAAGACCUCCGUUCCCGCAAAAAUCAGAAAAUCUGGGAGUGGAAGCCACUAAUUUCUUUUCAGCGUUAG
Messenger RNA from Bemisia tabaci, 879 nucleotides. RefSeq names its product astacin-like metalloprotease toxin 3. Gene Ontology annotation, molecular function: metalloendopeptidase activity; zinc ion binding. NCBI's taxonomy places the organism in Eukaryota, Metazoa, Arthropoda, Insecta, Hemiptera, Aleyrodidae. Gene Ontology annotation, biological process: proteolysis. The record is from RefSeq and is a predicted model, not a curated record.